UAGAAUCUGCCGUGGGCGCGCGAUGUGCUGCUAGGCAGCAGUUUCCCCUGGCAGCAGCUGAGGCACAUGCCAGCACAGGGUCUCUUCUGUGAGAGGAACAAGACCAACUUCUUCAACGGAAUAUGGCGCAUCCCUGUGGAUGAAAUUGACCGUCCUGGUAGCUUUGCCUCUCAUAUGAACCGCUCCAUUGUUCUGCUGCUGAACGUGCUGUCCCAGCUCAAAGAUUACCCCACUUUGCUGAAAAUCUCCUCUAUGCUGCAGAGGACCCCUGACCAGGGAAAGAAAUACUUGCGGGAUGCAGAUCGCCAGGUUCUUGCCCAGCGGGCCUUUGUUCUCACCGUGAUGGUGCUAGAGGACAUGUUGCAUGAGCUCACUGAGGUAUCCGAAGAUCAAAGCAACCAGGGCUGUGACAUUUUGGAGAGAAGAAUGACUACUGAUGUCUUUCAGAAGGCAAGUGUGGAUGAUGGUCAGGAAACCCUGCCCCCAAAGGCAGCCUUGUCUGGUGGGGAGGGAGCAUCUUAUGGCACUGAGGAUGUCUCCCAAGAAGAGGGCCAGGACCAGCCUCUCACUGCCAUGGAGCCAGACGAGGGCAAGCCAGAAAAAAUCCCAAAAGAGGUGUCUCCGUCAGGCCCUGCCGAGCCCAUGGAGUGCGACCACUUUGCUGCUGACCCUGAAAAAAUGGAGGCCUCCUUUCUUUAUCCUGAGCCAGCCCAAGUGCCCUCUGGCAAGGUCUGCAAGGACAAAGCCCCCGAGAGCCGGACCACGGCAGAACUGUCUCUGGAGGACUUAAGCAUCAGCUCCAAGCACCAGCAGCUGGAGGCAGGAAAGGCCCAAGGCCAGGCCGGCCCCACAGAGGAGACCAGCCAGAACCAGAAGCCCAGCCGGAAGAGGAAGCUGGCCGGGGACACGGAGUCUGGGAAGACCCUCCUUCUGGAUGCCUACCGCGUGUGGCAGCAAGGGCAGAAGGUCAUGACCUAUGAUUUAGGCAAAAUUGAGAAGAUCAUGUCUGAGACUUACAUGCUCAUUAAGCAAGUUGAUGAAGCGGCAGCUCUAGAACAGGCCGUCAAAUUUUGCCAAGUGCACAUUGGCGCUUCUGCCCAAAAACAGUCAGUUGGAGAUGCUCCAGCCACCCCAAAGCACCCCAGAGAUAGUAGGGACAACUUCUUUGCUGCUGCCCCUAAGUCUUUGACGCCCCCCAUGGGGACUGCUGCGGACGCCACCUCCUCGGUUGCAGAAGCUCUGCCCAGACUGGCAGACCAGCAGAGCAAGCCCAAAGCAGCUUCACCCUCCUCCUCCUCCUCCUCUUCUUCCUCCACCGGUGGUCUCCUUGCGCCACCACAGGAGCCGGCAGGGGUGGAGAACAUCAAGGCGAUGCCUCCUACAUCCAGUCUCAAGCCUGACAAAGAAGAGGCGAGCAGAUCGGAGCCACUCCUGGCAGGAUUGCAGCAAGAAUCCCUCCGCUGCCAGCAGAUGAAAAUGGCUACCAUCAACCCCUCUUCCGGUCUACCACCCUGGAAGGUGGAGCUGGAGUCAGCAGGACAGAUGUGGGGUCCAGCAUCCAGUUCCAAGACAGAAGUCACAGCAGACGGGCAUUCCCUGGGGAGGCAGAUCAGCAAAGCUAGCAGCAGCCGAGUGAAGUCCCGCACCUUGCCUAGCGUGCCAAAGCUCUUCAUCCCUUCAUCCGUCUCCAAAUUCCCGCCUGAGAUCACCGUCACUCCACCAACACCCACCCUCCUGUCCCCAAAGGGCAGCAUCUCGGAAGAGACCAAGCAGAAGCUCAAGUCUGCGAUUCUUUCAGCCCAGUCAGCAGCCAACGUGAAGAAGGAGAGCCUCUGCCAGCCUGCCCUAGAGGUGGUGGAGACCUCCAGCCAAGAGUCUUCUCUGGAGAGCGACUCGGAAGAGGAGGAGGAGGAGGAGGAGGACAAUGACUGCAUGGACAUCUGAAGCAUCUAGGCUGCCCCUGGGGGGUGCAGGGUGUGAUGGACAGAGAGAGGCCCGCCCUGCCUGCCCACUGCCCAGGGAGCCCCCGUUUGCUUCCCUUGCCUCUGUCUUUGCCACUGCUGCUUUGACCCCAGGCUAGCAUUGUCCCCCAACUCUCCUUCCUUCCUUCCUCUGGGCCAGCUCUUGCAACCCUUGGCAUGCUGCUCCUGCUCCUGACCCCCUGGCUGGGGGGAAGGAACCUUCAGCCAUGGCUGAACAGGGCCAAGAAGCAGCUGUGCCCUUCAUUCUCACCCGCUUCAUUCUCACCCGCUUCUCUCGCUGUUGCCUGAAAGGAGCUCCCCAGCCGAGCUCUGCCGCUGCUGGCUGUUUGCAUGAAGAGGCAUCAGUCGAUUGGGGCAUCACUGACCGAGAAAUAGAAUGGUUUUCGGUACCAUUUUGAUAAUGUCUGUUUUUUUAUAGAAUGACGCAAAAAGUGUACAUGCUUUGUUUUUUAAGUCCCUGUGGCAAGAUUGGUCGCAUUUAUAUGGGAGACAAUAAAGAAGACCAAGAAUUUUUCUACUGAAUGUUGUAAUUUGUAGCAUAACUAAUGCAAAUCCUGCACAGGAACCAGGAUGUGUAUCACUUAAGCCUAUGUGGAGCUUAUCAGGCUGGGUUUCAGUCUGUUGGGGCGGCCAUUAUAUAAAGGGUGCAAUGCAGAGCUUUGUAUAAAUACACAUUUUUCUAAUAAAGUCAAAGCAUGUC
Molecule: messenger RNA, 2682 nt
Organism: Thamnophis sirtalis
Lineage: Eukaryota; Metazoa; Chordata; Lepidosauria; Squamata; Natricidae
Source: RefSeq, a predicted model, not a curated record